Molecule: messenger RNA, 2977 nt
Organism: Balaenoptera musculus (blue whale)
Lineage: Eukaryota; Metazoa; Chordata; Mammalia; Artiodactyla; Balaenopteridae
Gene: LRRC10
Product: leucine rich repeat containing 10
Exons: 1
Coding region: 47-886 (279 amino acids)
Molecular function (GO): protein binding
Source: RefSeq, a predicted model, not a curated record
UCAGAGCAGAGGCAGCAGCCCCAGGGUCGGCGGGCUGCGGCUUGCCAUGGGGAACACCAUCAGGGCCCUCGUGGCCUUCAUCCCGGCUGACCGCUGCCAGAACUACAUGGUCAGAGACCUCCGGGAGAUGCCGCUGGACAAGAUGGUGGAUCUGAGUGGGAACCAGCUCCGCCGCGUCCCCGUGCACGUGUGCUCCUUCCAGCAGCUGGCCAAGCUCUACCUGAGUGACAACCACCUCAACAGCCUGCCUCCGGAGCUGGGGCAGCUGCAAAAUCUGCAGAUCCUGGCCCUGGAUUUCAACAACUUCAAGGCUCUGCCCCAGGUGGUAUGUACCUUGAAACAGCUCUGCAUCCUCUACCUGGGUAACAACAAACUCUGCGACCUCCCCGGUGAGCUGAGCCUGCUCCAGAAUCUCCAGACCCUGUGGGUCGAGGCCAAUUACCUCACCCAGCUGCCAGAUGUGGUCUGUGAGCUGAGUCUCCUCAAGACUCUGCAUGCUGGCUCCAACGCCCUGCGUCUGCUGCCAGGCCGGCUCCGGCGCCUCCGGGAGCUGAGGACCAUCUGGCUCUCAGGCAACCUGCUGACAGACUUCCCCCCUGUGCUGCUUCACAUGACUUCCCUGGAGGUGAUCGAUGUGGCCUGGAACAGCAUCCGCUACUUCCCCAGCCUGGCCCACCUGUCAAGCCUGAAGCUGGUCAUCUAUGACCACAAUCCUUGCAGGAAUGCACCCAAGGUGGCCAAAGGGGUGCGUCGCGUGGGAAGAUGGGCAGAGGAGACCCCAGAGCCUGACCCCAGAAAAGCCAGGUGCUACGCACUGGCCAGGCAGGAAAGCCAGGAGGCACAAGUGCCUGCCCUGCCUCCUCCACUUCCGCCCACCAAUUCCUGAGAAGCUUCAGGUGUAGGUCAAUGCCAAGGACCCAACUCCAGAAUCUUCUGGAGACCUCUCCAUUAGAAUGCAAAGGACUGCUCUGGGACAGGUGGGGCGGCUCUGCCAGUGGAAAAUGGAACAGAGUCAGAUGAAAUGCCUACCUCACACCAAGAAGAAAAUACUCAAGGCCACCAUCUCUCCCAAAGGGAACUGUGUGCUAUAGGUAGCAUGACAACUACUUUGCAAGAAAAUCAGCCUCUCCAAGCAGGUAUUUUGAAACACUGAAGAGCAAGAAAGGCUGGGACCCUUUGGCCUCCUCCAGUCUCCAGGAGUGGCUGGUCAUGAGGCCAAAGAGCCCCUCAAACAAGGUAUUUGUUACAGAGCUCAUGUAAAAGUUCAGGGGGACUGUCUCCAGCCCUUUGCAGGAUGUAUUUUCUUACUAUGAAUGACCAUAAAUGGUAAGAAGAGACAUUACCGAUUCAGGCCACUUAAAAAUGACAUGUCUACCUAGUCAGUCCGAUUCAGACUCUUCAUUGUUGCAAAGGCUCAAGAUGAAGCUUCUUCCCUGAAAUUUAGUGGCUGCUGAGAAGACAGCCCUGCUGGGAAUGCCUCCUGGUGGAAUCCAGCUGCCACUUUAAACUUGACAGUGGUUCAUGCUGAUUUCGCUCAUUUUCCUUGAAAGAUUUGACCAAAGGUCUGCUCCCACCUGUAGACUGUCACUGGCAAUGCUGAAAGUCAUCUAGAAAACAGAACCUCUCCUUGGCAGUGUGGUUGCAUCAAAAUCAAGCCUCGUUGUGACUGGCUGCCUCUGUGGAGCAGAGCCCUCCUGUUUACUCACGUAAUGAACGAGAACUGAACUGAAUCCCUUGCCAUGCAGGGACCACAUUUCCAGAAAUCAUAUUAGGUUAAAAGUUGUAGGUGAGAAAUCUGUUCGCUUGCAACAAGCAUUUGGAAAUUGGAAUUGCAGGUUGUGGUAUAUAUAGGAAUUGUCUGCCUCUUCAGCCUCAGUAUCUCUGCCCCUGCUCUGAUUUGUUUUGAUUUUUGUAGAUAAAAUCUUUUGAUGGUCAGUGUAUAAACCUAGGUAUUCAGGCCGCUAUUUCUCUGAAGUAUGUUAAUCAUGACCUUUUCUUCUCCCCAUGAAUACAUCAAUUUUAAACAAACUGCUGUCAGUGGGUAGUUUAAUAACACAAUCCUUUAUGAUCUUGAACCCUUUCAGCAGUCAAGGAAACAAAAGUGUCAUCUUAACUAAAACAUAUUGAAUUUAGCUUUUAAAAAGUACUUUUGCCAUAAAAGCAUCUUAACCCAGCAAAGUUUGGUUCUAAAACGACAUUAUACAGCAAUUUUCAUGUUUUCCUACCAUAAUUAUUUCUUGCUAAACCAGAGGAAGAAAAAGUUUCAUGGUUUCACAUCAUCUCUUCCUAUCACCACCUCCCAGUCUGUAGAGUAACUACAACCCAUUGAUCAGACUGCCAAAGGGUCCUUUUAAUCACUAAAUUGUCAAAUACUUAACUCCUUUAAUAAUGAGCCCAGAUUUCUAUUAGACAGCUAGGAUUUAGUCUAUUUACUCAUUCCUAAUGACUGCAAUUACACUAUACUCAGUUGAUACUAGAAACUUUCUGCCAACAAGACUGCCUUCUGAGCUGUUUCAUAGCUCAUCCUUCACAAUGGCUAUGAUUUUCUUUUGACCCUCUCUUCCCCCUCCUAAGAUUAAGGCGCCCACCUUUUUCCAAGGAAGCCAUAAGCUGUAGCCAUUUGACCCAUAGAAUUUUCAUCUAAUGAGCUAACUAGUCUGAAACAGGUAUCAAAUUAUAAACAUUCUGACACAUAAACUGUUUUGUUCUAAAAUAAUCAAUACACAACAAAUAAACACUUCUUAAACAACAUGGUUAAGUGUUCACCACGAAUUUUGCUGUCCAAGUUUUCACUAUAGGAUUUCAAUCAAUUUUAUAAAUUGACUAUGUAAAUGCAUAUUUACAUUUCUAUAACCCUCUGAUGUUUUCUUGAAAUUCUAACAUAAUUAUAAACUUUAAAAGGGAAAAAUGCUGAAGCACCAAACGUUAACUUUUUAACUUUUUUUUUUGGUGCACCGCGUGACCUGCGAAAAUCUUA